Messenger RNA from Monodelphis domestica (gray short-tailed opossum), 400 nucleotides. NCBI's taxonomy places the organism in Eukaryota, Metazoa, Chordata, Mammalia, Didelphimorphia, Didelphidae. The record is from RefSeq and is a predicted model, not a curated record.
CACCCAGUAAGGCCUCCUUUAAAUCUCUCCGUUUCCCUUACAGUAUCGUCGGGCUGUACGUGUCUGUUGUGAUGGUUAUUGCAAAGUUUAUCCGAGAACAUUUCAAUGGCAUCUCCCGUUCCAUCAUGUAUGAGGAGCUCCCUGAUGUGGACCGCAUCCUCAAGCUUUGCACUGACAUCUUCCUGGUCAGGGAAAUGGGUGACCAUGACCUGGAGGAGCAACUCUUCUCCAAGCUCAUCUUUUUGUAUCGUUCCCCAGAAACUAUGAUCAAAUGGACCCGAGAGGCCCAGCCACCUCCCCAGCAGUCAGUGGAUCAGUGAUCUAGAUCCAGGCAAUUAUACAAGACCACAUGUAGAUACCCUCUGCCAUACCCACCUGUAUUCCUUCCUAAAGCAUAGCU